This is a messenger RNA of Carassius auratus (goldfish), 1208 nucleotides long. It is a transcript of the gene usf2l, whose product is annotated as upstream transcription factor 2, c-fos interacting-like. The coding region runs from base 191 to 808 and encodes 205 amino acids. Gene Ontology annotation, biological process: regulation of transcription by RNA polymerase II. The transcript has 10 exons. Gene Ontology annotation, molecular function: DNA-binding transcription factor activity, RNA polymerase II-specific; protein dimerization activity; RNA polymerase II cis-regulatory region sequence-specific DNA binding. The record is from RefSeq and is a predicted model, not a curated record. NCBI's taxonomy places the organism in Eukaryota, Metazoa, Chordata, Actinopteri, Cypriniformes, Cyprinidae.
CUCAGAUGAAGAAGAGGACUGUCACGUGACUGGAGUGUUUGGUCUCUUGAUUCAGUGCAGUGAUGGAUCAGAUGGAGCUCUACUAACACUCUUCAGGCAGACUCAGGAACAAGAAGUUUGUCUGCAUCCACAAAUAGUUGGACAAAUAGCUGUAAGGGGACAGAUCAGUGACUGUAGAGUAGAGGUGUUAAUGUGGUCUCUGAAUCCAACAUCACUAAAUCCCAGAAGUAAUGAAGACAGUCCUGCUGGAGAAGAUAUGGCCAUGUCCAUGCAGACAGCAGCUGACCCUACUCUCACACACACAGCUGGUCAGUUCUACGUGAUGAUGACUCCUUCAGAUGUUCUGCAUUCUGCCACUCAGCGGACUUUAGCUCCACGCACACAUAUCUACACUGUAGGGGAACACAAUGCACAAGAGCAUGAAGGUUUUAACUGGAAAAUGGACAUUCUGCGCACUCCUAGAGACGAGAGGAGAAGAGCACAACAUAAUGAAGUUGAAAGGCGACGGCGAGACAAAAUCAACAACUGGAUCGUGGCGCUCUCGAAAAUCAUCCCAGACUGCAGCAUUGACGGCACCAAGACUGGAGCGAGUAAAGGUGGGAUCCUGUCAAAGGCGUGUGAUUACAUUGGCGAGCUGAAGCAACAUAACCAGCGUCUGCAGGAUAGUUUGAGAGGAGUGGAGAGAGUGCAGAUGGACAAUGAGCUGCUCAGACGGCAGCUGGAGGAGCUCAAGAGCGAGAACGGCCUUCUGCGAGCGCAGCUGGAGCAUCACGGCAUUGACACGAUCGCAGACGCCUCGGCACACUGAGCCUCAGGCAUUCUGGGAAAGAGAUUCUGGUCAAUCCAGACGACAAAAGGCUCUCGGAGAAUAACACGGGACUGCAGUGAGCCGAAUGACAAACGCUGGCUUGUGCUCGAGAGUCUGUCUCAGAUGUCUGAUACAGUCCGGCUUGCUACCGAUGAGGUCAAAGGUCAAGACGUUUCCAUUAGCACCAACACCAGGUGUUUCCUAAAUAACUCUGAACUAAAGAGAAGAAUAUACUGUAGUUAUACUGUGUUUCUAGUUGUCCCCGCUCUAUAAAGCACCCCAGACAUUUUCCGUUUGCUUUUCCUAAUUUUCCAGCUUUGUUGCUUUCAAUUUUGUCUUCAUGCUUUACUUGGAGUAUUAGUUGUUUGUGCAAUGCCUCGUUUAAUUUGAAAUUCUCCUG